AAAAGAAAGAAAAGAAAGAAAGAGAAAGAAAGAAAGGAAGGAAGGAAGGAAGGAAGGAUGCAAAGGAGCCUGUGUUUUCCAGGCUUUGGGGCUGGGACUGCAGUGUUCUGAGCUCACUGAAAGCAGUCAAAGGAGGAGGCGGGACUCGGGCGAGUUCCCCUUCUACCUUCCCCCACCCUUCUCUUCCCACCUUUCUUCCACCUCUACCUCGAUUCCAGCCUUUGCGGCAGCUGCUCUCUAGCCGUUUGCACGACCCAAAGAACAGCGGCAUUUGUUCCCAGGAUGGUGAUCCGUGUGUAUAUUGCAUCUUCCUCUGGUUCUACGGCGAUUAAGAAGAAACAGCAAGACGUGCUUGGUUUUUUAGAAGCUAACAAAAUAGGAUUUGAAGAAAAAGACAUUGCAGCCAAUGAAGAGAAUCGGAAGUGGAUGAGAGAAAAUGUACCUGAAAACAAUCGACCAGCCACAGGAUACCCUCUGCCACCUCAGAUUUUCAAUGAAAGCCAGUACCGUGGAGACUAUGAUGCCUUCUUUGAAGCCAGAGAAAAUAAUGCAGUGUAUGCCUUUUUAGGAUUGACAGCCCCACCUGGUUCAAAGGAAGCAGAAGCUCAGGCAAAGCAGCAAGCAUGAACCUUAAACAUUCUGCCUUAAGCAUCCUGAAAAAGGAGUCUCUAUUGCUUUUAAAAUCAUCUUGGCUUCAAGAGAAAUCAGCUUAAUGUUGAGAUAAUAGAUUAGUUGGUUUU
Messenger RNA from Mustela erminea (ermine), 740 nucleotides. It is a transcript of the gene SH3BGRL, whose product is annotated as SH3 domain binding glutamate rich protein like. NCBI's taxonomy places the organism in Eukaryota, Metazoa, Chordata, Mammalia, Carnivora, Mustelidae. The coding region runs from base 283 to 627 and encodes 114 amino acids. The record is from RefSeq and is a predicted model, not a curated record. The transcript has 4 exons. Gene Ontology annotation, cellular component: cytoplasm.